UGUGUUGCCCACGGGAGGUCUGCAUUGGGACCUGAGUGGCUUCCAGACACUUUUCCAACAGAAUCGCCUGGGUGGACUCGUCUCCAUUCUCCUCACCUGCCAGCAAGCCCAGGGGACAGCGCUGGUGUUGGAGGGACACACAGGGAUGGAAACACAAUUCUGAUCUCCGAGCUGGGUUAUCAGCACAGAGGAGGUGACGGCUGAUUUUAUCAUGGGAGCAAAGUCCAGCUCGCAAAAGAAAACUCAGGAAAAAGCAAAAGACAGAAAUAGAGGUUCCUGGAUCAGUUCAUCUCACCCUCAUGGAUUGGAUGCACAAACCAGGAUGUCGUCACCGCCUCAUCCCCAAGUCUCUUCAGGCCCAGGCCCCGGCAGCCACUGCCCUGGGACAUCUGAGCUGAGGAUUGUUCUUGUUGGGAGAACUGGAUGUGGGAAAAGUGCAACAGGAAACAGCAUCCUGGGUGAGACAUGUUUCGAAUCUAAAAUUGCAGCCCAGUCUGUAACAAAACAAUGUACUAAGAAGCAGAGAGACUGGAAUGGCCGGAGCCUCGUGUUAGUUGAUACUCCCGGUUUGUUUGACACAAAAAUUCCUUUACUGGAAACCAUGCAGGAGAUUGGGCGCUGUGUGGUUGUCUCCUCCCCAGGUCCCCACGCCAUCGUUCUGGUCAUGCAGCUGGGGCGUUUCACGGCAUUAGAGAAGGCAACAGUUGCUCGAAUACAAGACAUUUUUGGGAAGGAGGCCAUUCACUAUAUUAUCUUCUUGUUCACCAGAAAAGAUGAUUUAGAGGAUGAGACUUUAGAGGGGUAUUUAAAAAAACUAGAAGACAAAGAUCUUGAGGAGCUGAUGGCCAAGUGUGGAACCCGAUAUUGUGCUUUCAACAACAAAGCAAAAGAAGAGGAGCAAAAAGACCAGGUCUCAGAGCUGGUGGGAAUAAUUGAUCGGAUGGUCCAGCAGAACAGAGGCUCACAUUACACGAAUGAGAUGUACAAAUAUGCAGAGAGGAAACUUGCAGAAAGCAUAGAAGAGCUCAAGAGAGCCCAUGCUGAAAAGGUGGAAAGAGAAAAACAAGAAAAAAGAUCUCAGUAUGACCAAAAACAUAAAACUGUGGAAACUGAAGAAACAGAAGAAAUCAAGAAGGGCCACCAGGAAUCUCUGCGUAACCUCAGGGAAGAAGCUGAGAAGGAUGAUUCUCUAAUACAACUGAUUUUAAUACAAUUUGCAAACAUAUUUUCAAAAAUCAAAACCUGGUUUAAAUGAUGUUGGGCAAGUAACUGUAAUUUCUCCUUGCCUUAUUGCUGUGACUCUUUUUCGAUAGCUUUGAAUGGGUUUCAGUUCCCUGUAAACCUUUUAGGUCUUUUAUGUUUUCCACACAGUAGGUCAUAUUUCAUCACCAUUUCAGUCAUCCUCCUACUCCCAUCUGGAGUGGCAGGAAAAUUAGGCUAAUGCAUUAGAUUAAUUUUGAUAAUUACUGGUUGUAAAUACCAAUUUUACUCAAGAGCCAUUUAUAGAAACCAGGAUCUAUUCCCCAAAACACUCUUCAUUCUCAAGGGUUUGAAUAGUUUAGGUAAACUGAGGCUCCAAGCUGUGUACAGCCUUUGCA
Alligator sinensis (Chinese alligator) is the source of this 1598-nucleotide messenger RNA. RefSeq names its product GTPase IMAP family member 4-like. Gene Ontology annotation, molecular function: GTP binding. The record is from RefSeq and is a predicted model, not a curated record. The transcript has 5 exons. Lineage: Eukaryota; Metazoa; Chordata; Crocodylia; Alligatoridae. The coding region runs from base 212 to 1255 and encodes 347 amino acids.